AAAGGAGAGUCGAUUCCAAUUCCUUGAAGAAGAUGGCAAUGGAUAAUAAUUCAGUUUUCUUCAAGACUGAUUUUGGUUCGAUACUUUCACAGAUUAAGGAUCAAGAUGAGCAAAUUCGUCUCAAAAGAAGGUGGCUUUUGGGUUGUGAUAUGUCUGACUCCACCAAGGACCAUACUCCGGGAAAGACUGAGUGAGUUCAUUACUUAGUUUCCAUUUGGUUUAGCUGAUUGAUUAUAUGACUAUGAACUCUUCUUCUUUGUUUUCGUUGUGAAACAGAUUCGUCCCUGAAUCUUUGCUUAGGGAAGAUGAUAUAUUCUACGAGACGAUAAAGUCGCGUGUAGAAGAGGCAUUUGGAUUUUGCAAGAAUCAACAAGUAGUAUGCAAUGAUGUUCAACAGAAGGAGUUAAAGUUCUGCGAUCUUGAACUUGUUAGAAAGCUUGAUUCUUUGACGAAUAAAGGUCUUUAUCUUAUUGCAAUGAUACUCACAGGAGGCUCUACUUCCUUUGACAAGACUCGAUUGAAAAUGAAAGAGAUUAUCAGAGAUUCGGUCAGGAGAGACUUCGGAAAGAAUAAAGAAGGUAUUGGUAAAGAAGAGAUUAUUAAUCAGCUCCAUCAAGUUCUUAGUGAUCCCGCAAAUUUCCGGGAAGAUUGCAGGAUGAAUUUGGGGAGAACACCUACUCUUCAUUCCCAUCGUGAUGCUGCAAUGAAGGUACUUAAUGAGCUAGAUAGUUUGUCUACUCAGACCCUACGUGCAAUGAAAAGGAAACUUAAAGGUUCAAGAAUGAUACCUCAAUUGAAAAAUAGUAGACGUGGUCAGCGUCGAAGUGAUCUGAUUAACCAAGUGAGGCAAGCUAGCGAGAAGAUGCUCUCAGAACUUUCUGCAGGGGAUAAACUGCAGGAGCAAUUGGCUAAAGCGUUGUCAGUAGUAGAUUUAUCACUUAAGCUAAGUCCUGGCUACAAAACUGCUGCUGCCACAGAUUUUUUUCGGUUCUCACCAGAAACAAAGAACCUGCAGAACGAGAUAGUGAAGGCAGUAUGGUUACUCCGUAAGGUUAGGUUUCGUGAGCUGAAAAGAUUGCAUCUUUGUUUAGACCCAGAAGCUGAAGUUUCUAAUGACAGCUUAAGAUCAGCGGUCAGAAAAACGUUGAUUGAAUAUCUGUUUGAGUGCAGUGAUCUGGACACCAUUCCAAAGUCUUUAAUGGAAGCUCUUUCAUUGGUCAACAGCAGGACGGGGAAUGUAGAGCAUAAGGUAUGUCCAAGGGAAGCAAUUGAGGAGGAGACAGAGUGUAUAUUAAAUGUGAGUGCUCAAGUGAAGCAAAUAUUUUGCCAAUGUAUUCCAAAUUAUGAACUCGAUCAGGACUUCGGUGAUGCUUAUAUGGAGGAUCUAGAAGACAGUGAUGAUAAUGAUGAUGAUGAUGAUGAUGAUGAUGAUGAUGAUGAGAAUUGUAAUUUAUUUGAUAACGAGAAAUUAGGUAAUAAAGAAGAGAGUAGAUGCCGAAACAUAAAGCUUGAAGUCAAAGACACUCAAGACGAUGCAAUGGAGUCCUCUGAUUCGGAUCAUGAAGAAAGUGGUGCAGAAUGCUUGGUUUUGGACCCGACUGAUUCUACACAUGAAACAAACCAGCAUGAUUUCAGCUCUUCUGUCAAUAGGGUGGUUGUAAGAGACCUGCCAGAGAGUAUUACAAGAGUCUAUCCUAGAUCUCUCUAUGUCACUCCCACGUCCAAUAAAUCAAUAGUUAUCAGUGAUAGACAUGACAUAGCUAUGAGCAAAACCCGAGUCAAGGUUGAGAGGGAUAUUGAGAUGGAAGUAGAUAAUCAGUUUAGCUCUCGGUCAUUGUUUUCUGUUGAAAACAUAAAGUCUGAUGAUCAUGGUGAGCAGAAGCCACGAAGAAGAAAUAAAAACCAGUACCUAGCAAUCCAAGAAAUUUCUGAUGAGACAAGCUUGGUUGCACAUAACCUAAUCGGCCGCUUGCUAGAGAAAUUUGCAGACCGUCAACGUCUAAACUUAGAAACGGAUGAACGUUCAUAUCUUGGAGGUGAAUCCAGGCUUCAAGAAAAAGUAGAAGUGAGUGAAAAAAAGCAAGCUUCAUCGCAGGCGAAGUCAGAUGAGGCGAUCAUUCUUUCAGUUGUCAAAGAGCAAAUAACGUCCCUAGAAGAGAGUGUCUUGAUGAGAUUAAAAGAGUUGAUGGAAGUGAGCUAGCAUCAGCAAAGUUAUAACCUUUCCUGCCUAAGUGAAGUAGCAAUGGAAUCAAGAGAGAAUCGGCAAAGGAUAUUGAGAUGAACACAACAAGGAAUACGAUUUUGCAUCACAUUGUAUUCAUUUUUACUUGGUUCUCAAUCCCCCUUUAGGGAAGAACUUAAGAGUGUACUCAUUUUUUUCUUUAUAUGAUAAGAUGAUCUUUGCCAUACAUUGAUCGUCAGCAUUAUUGUCCCUUAUCGAACGAAGGUUGUUGGUGAGAGUACGAGGCUGUCUUUAUUAUGCAUAGUGAGUCCGGUUAUAAGGACGAGAAUGGUUCUACAAAACAUCAUCAUUCUACGAUUCCACGGAUCACUUGUCAACGGUAAAGUAACA
Messenger RNA from Arabidopsis thaliana (thale cress), 2572 nucleotides. Its product is annotated as DNA double-strand break repair protein. The transcript has 5 exons. The record is from RefSeq and is marked reviewed. Bases 476 to 2200 code for a protein of 574 amino acids. NCBI's taxonomy places the organism in Eukaryota, Viridiplantae, Streptophyta, Magnoliopsida, Brassicales, Brassicaceae.